UUCAGCCUCUUUUAGAAACUAAACGUAGGACACUGGGAAAAUACUAGCCAUCUAAGUGAUAUUUUAGUUACAUCUCAAAUAUUUUUCAAGGAAUCGAUUAUAUUUGUUUCCUUGCAAAAUUUUGAACUAAUUAUACAUUUAUAGGAGAAAAAUAUAAUCUUAUGUAAAAAUUAAGUUGAAAAUUUGCUUAAUAUUUGUGACCGUUAACAAAAAAAAUUAAAAAGUAAAAAUAAGUUUCCCUCAAGAGCAAACAUAUUUUAACCGCGUAAAUGUCAACAUUAGCUGAACUCUUGAAAUUUUCGUUUAGCGUUUGUGUAUCAAAGUAAUCAUGACAGACUAUAAUUUUAAACAAAGAUCAAGAUCACGAUCACCAAUUAGGUUUGAUUGUUAUGCAACUGAAAAGUUUUCUAGACAAGUACCUGGACUUAGAGGUAGGUUAGUUUAUACAGAUCAUACCAAUUACACUUAUAUUCAAAACCAAACUUCAACAAAUCGAAGACAAUUACGAUGUACACGAUUUGAGAGGGGCUGUAAAGCUACAGCAUCUAUGAUGUUACACCCAGAAAAUUGCCCAAUAAUUUUAUAUAAGCCCCACAAUCAUCAACCGGAGUUUGAUGUUGAAAUUGGUGAAUUUUUGGAUAAGUUAAGAAAAAAAGCAGCAGCCGAAGUAACACCCGCCCGAAUGAUUUACGAAGAAGUUGCUAGAAAAUAUCCAAAUGCUACUCUUCAAACUUCAACUGAGGAAUGUUUGAGGUUGAUAUCUCGUUCUAGACAGCGUUUAAGUCCACCCUCACCAGCUACAUUAUUUGAAAUGGCUGAAACAAUUUUGUCUCCCACAUGGGAAAUGCGACUAAAAUAUGUUUUAAAUGAUAUGAAUCUAGUCCAAUUCUACCAAGGACCAUUAGAAUUCAUUGAAAAUGGCAAAACUUUAUUCGGAGGAUUAAUUUUUACCAAUUUGGUAUAUUUACAAAGUAAUGCCCAAUAUUUCCAAAGUUUCAAAGUAAUGUUAAUUGACGGCACAUUUGGUGUUAAGCUAAUAGAACCAGCGGAAAUAGAUCAAUUGGUUACCGUACAUAUAUUACUAGAUAACAUUUCUGUUCCUAUUGUGUACGCACUUCUAAACCAAAGAACUGAACGAGUGUACAUAAGACUUAUGCAAUAUUUAAGAUAUGAAUUGAAAAUUAACAUUGUCAGUUGGACUAACAUUGAAAUAGUAACAGAUUUUGAAAUAGCUCUGAGAAAUUCUAUAAGACGAGUUGUUCCCGAGGCCCGAUUAAUUGGAUGUUUAUUCUACUUUUCUCAAGCUAUAGUAAAAUUUAUACAAACUCAUAACUUCUUCCAAUUAGUGAUAGAAAAUUCAAAUAUAGCUAGUAUAAUAAAAUUGAUUAUGGCUCUACCACAUCUGCCUCCUAAAAGGUUAGAUGAAAUGCCUGAAGAUUUCAAUAUCAUUGGAGGAUUUCAGGCAAUUCAAAAGUUGGCAAAAGAUAUGGAAGUUUAUAAUCUGAUAGUUGAAUUUUUUGAAUAUUUUGAAAGAUUUUGGAUAAAUGUAAUUGAAGUUAAUGGUUUUUCAGUUUAUGAGAUAAGUGGCAGAACAAAUAAUUAUAUAGAAAGUUUUCAUUCUAUAUUAAAAUCUAAAAUUGGCUUGGGUCUACCAUGUUGGACAUUUUAUGAAAAAUUGCGAGGUGUUGAAAAUCGGGUGCGCAAAGAAACUCAGCAAAUGAUAAAUGGAAAAAUUGUACGCAGAUCAAUUAUUAAAAAUAAAAAGGACUCACGAAUUGUUGAAAAUGCUAUCUUAAAUGUUAGGAAUAAAAAAUAUGAUUUAAUGGAAUUUUUAAGAAAAAUAUCUUUCUACUCCUAUGGUUAUUGGAAUAAACAAAUACCUUCAGAUAAUUUGGUUUCUAAACUAACACCAACAGUGAUAGACAUAAGACCUCAUGACCCAUCCAAGUUUCUUUCAGAACAAAAUCUGCAAGUAGGAAGAGGAAAGGGAAAAGAUGUCAAAGGCAGGUUUGAUUUAAUAAAUAGGGAUGAAGAUGCAUUAGUCAGAUUAGAGGAAGUUAUAGUACCACAUGAAAAUAAUGAAGAAAUUAUAAUCUUGGGAAUUGAAAAUGUUAUGUAAGAUAAAGUAUGUGAAAAAGUAUCUGUACACAAUUAUCAAAGUUUUGUAGAAUAGCCGUACAAUUCCACGAUUAAAUAACACAAACGACAACAGUUUUUAAAGUUUUGUUUUUUUAUUAAAAACUUAAUACUUACCUUUCAAAUGUUCGUUGCUUUUAUUUAACAUCUUUGUAUUAUAGUAAAAUAAUAAAACAUUGAAAUAGAACCUUUUGGUCAUCAAUUUGCGAGUUAAUAUACAAAAAAUAAAAAUACUUAUUUGCUAAAAAAGUAUAAUCUAACGUCAUUAAAAAAGGAAUUAUUGAAUACAUAAAUAGUAAUUAGAGGUGAAAAGUGUUACUGAAGAAUGAUAAAUAGUAUUAAAGAACAUAAUUGCAAAGUAACAUAUUAAAAUCAUUUUUAUUUCACUUUUUCUGAAUACUAAAUUA
Molecule: messenger RNA, 2543 nt
Organism: Daktulosphaira vitifoliae (grape phylloxera)
Lineage: Eukaryota; Metazoa; Arthropoda; Insecta; Hemiptera; Phylloxeridae
Exons: 13
Coding region: 329-2119 (596 amino acids)
Source: RefSeq, a predicted model, not a curated record